Molecule: messenger RNA, 2115 nt
Organism: Andrographis paniculata
Lineage: Eukaryota; Viridiplantae; Streptophyta; Magnoliopsida; Lamiales; Acanthaceae
Product: AT-hook motif nuclear-localized protein 25-like
Exons: 1
Coding region: 976-1890 (304 amino acids)
Biological process (GO): vegetative to reproductive phase transition of meristem
Cellular component (GO): nucleus
Molecular function (GO): DNA-binding transcription factor activity; minor groove of adenine-thymine-rich DNA binding
Source: RefSeq, a predicted model, not a curated record
GGAAGAUGGAGGGAGGGGACAAGUAGUACCACUUUAUCCUCUUUUCUUCCUCGAUUUGAGUUUUCAUUUUCACCGCUCCCACUGCUCUGCUGCUUCUCUUCUGCACCACUUUCCACCGCUUCUUUUCUUCAUUCUUCUUAUUACUUUUACUUAAAUACAUCUACAUAUAUCUUCAUCUUCAUCUUCAUCUUCAUCCUCACCGCCUAAUUACCUAAGGUUUCUCCACUAUCUCUUCUUCCAUUCUGUCCCUCCUCCGAUCUUCUCUCCAUCUUAUAUCUUUCUUUCUUUCUGCACUGUUAGUGUUACUUCCAUUUUCAAUUCGUUGUUCUUCACUUCACUUCGCUUCACUUUCACUUAAUUUUUAUUUUGCUUUUGCCAUACUUCCUUCCUUCAUUCAUCCAGUCCAGACAGACCUCCCCAAGAAAAAGAAAUAGUAGUAAAAGAAAGUAGGUAGCUAGGGUUUCUAUUCAAAUUCAACCACUAGCUUCAAAUCACUCUCUCUCUCUCUCUCUCCAUAUAUAUCCACCGCCGUCUGUUUUGAAUCUUUUGGCUGAUGAGUUGGUGGUGUGUCGUGGAAGAUUAAUUAUUAAUUCAAUUCAAUUGGAACCAUACAGUACAUACUGUAUGUAUGUAUGUAUAUAUAUAUGUAAAGAAGCAUUCAACGCUUAGUAGGUGAGCAAUUAUUAAUUGUUGACGUCCAAUUCAAUCACACCUUCCAGAGAUUGGAUUCAACCCAACACUAGAUAUGUCCUUCCCCCCCCUCUCUCUCUCUCUCUCUCUCUCUCUCUCUAGAAUAGAUCUGCUCUUCUUGUCAGAAUUUUAAGUACACAAAAUCCUUCCAUCUCAUUAAUUUCUUCCACCAUAUUCUUUAAUUUUAGGUGCUUCUUCCUUCCAAUCCAUUCCAUUCCAUUCGAUUCCAUAUUUAAUCAAUUAGGGGCAGGUGGGGAUUUCGAUCGAUCUAAGAUAUCAUCAUCAAUGGCGGGUUACGACCAUCAUCAGGCCUCCGGCGGGCCUUCUCGCUACGUCCACCAGCUUCUCACCCCCGACCUCCAUUUGCAGCACCGCCCUUCUGAAAUCGCCGAUUCCCCUCCGGAGAAGGGAUCCGAAUCCGCCGGAAACACCAGCUCCGGCGGAACCCCCGCCACCAAUCGCCGCCCUCGCGGCCGCCCUCCGGGAUCCAAGAACAAGCCCAAGCCCCCCAUCCUCGUCACACGUGACAGCCCCAAUGCCUUGCGCUCCCACGUGCUGGAAGUCUCCUCCGGCAGCGACGUCGUCGAGAGCGUCUCCGUCUACGCGCGGCGGCGGGGGAGGGGCGUCUGCGUUCUCUCCGGCAGCGGCAUGGUCACCAACGUCACCAUCCGCCAGCCGGCGGCGCCGUCCGGGAGCGUCGUCACGCUGCAGGGCCGGUUCGAGAUCCUCUCCCUUUCCGGUACCGUCCUCCCUCCGCCUGCGCCGCCGGGCGCCGGAGGACUGUCGAUAUUCCUUUCCGGCGGCCAGGGCCAGGUCGUCGGCGGGAGCGUCGUCGGACCCCUUGCAGCCUCCGGUCCGGUGGUUCUGAUGGCUGCGUCGUUUGCAAAUGCAGUUUUCGAAAGAUUACCCCUCGAGGAAGAAGAAAGCGGCGGCGCUGCCGCUACGGCGGCUCAGCCCCAACCGAGUGCUUCCCAGUCUUCUGGCGUCACAGCCGGCGGCGGUCGAGGCGGUCAUGUAAGCGAAGGCGGCGGCGGCGGCGGAGGUGAUGGAAGUGGCCCCGACGGUAGCGGCUCUACUUUUUUCAAUUCAGGCGGCGCCGCCGCCGGUGGAGGGACUACUGCACCGGGAGCAGGGAAUUAUCCAUUCUCGACCGAUUUAUUCGGGUGGGGCAGUGGCAGUUCUGCAAGGCCGCCAUUUUAGCAACAGCUGUUCAUUUAAUUUUAUGUGGGAUUUCAUCGUCUCCCCCAAAUUAAAAGACUGCAACAAAACUGGGAAAGUUAAGUUGCAGAUUCUAAUUUUGGGAGACAUUGAGAAGAAGAUGAUGAUGAUGAAGACGAUGAUGGUAUAAAACACAGUUCUUGAAUUUUCUUGAAGCUGAAAUUCGAUUCUUGAAUGGAAUGAUCAAUUGCUGCAAAAAAACUUAAG